UUCGCCGUCGUCUUCAAAGGCAGGCACAAAGAGAAACCUGAGCUGGAAGUAGCUGUGAAAUGCAUUAACAAGAAGAACCUUGCAAAAUCUCAAACUCUGCUGGGCAAGGAAAUAAAAAUACUUAAGGAAUUGAAACACGAAAACAUCGUUGCCUUGUAUGACUUCCAGGAACUGGCAAACUCUGUCUACUUGGUUAUGGAGUACUGUAAUGGUGGUGACCUGGCAGACUAUCUUCACACCAUGCGGACACUUAGUGAAGACACCAUCAGGAUCUUUCUCCAGCAGAUAGCAGGUGCCAUGAAAAUGCUGCACAGCAAAGGCAUCAUCCAUCGGGACCUGAAACCGCAGAAUAUCCUCCUUUCCUACGCUGGAGGCAGGAAAUCAAAUCCCAACAACAUUCGCAUAAAGAUCGCUGACUUUGGGUUUGCCCGGUAUCUGCAGAAUAAUAUGAUGGCAGCAACAUUGUGUGGUUCACCAAUGUACAUGGCACCAGAAGUCAUUAUGUCUCAACACUACGAUGCCAAAGCUGACCUCUGGAGUAUAGGAACCAUCAUUUAUCAGUGUUUGACAGGAAAGGCUCCUUUUCAGGCCAGCAGCCCACAGGAUCUUCGUCUCUUCUAUGAGAAAAACAAGAUGCUGAUGCCAAACAUCCCCAGGGAGACAUCAAGCCACCUGAGGCAGCUGCUGCUGGGCCUUUUGCAGCGUAAUCAUAAGGACCGCAUGGACUUUGAUGAAUUUUUCCAUCACCCGUUCUUGGAUGCAAGUGCCUCUAUGAAAAAAUCUGCUUCCGUGCCAAUGCCUUCUUACCCCAGUUCAGGCUCCGGCAGUUCCUCUAGCAGCUCUUCUACUUCCCACCUGGCAUCACCUCCCCAGUCCCUUGGAGAGAUGCAGCAGCAGCUGCAGGAGAAGGCGCUGGCAUCUCCUACCCAGGAUUCCCCCGGCUUUCUGCAUGGAUCUAAGGACUCUGCUGGAAGCAGCAGUAAGAAUUCGUCCUGUGACACAGAUGACUUCGUUAUGGUCCCAGCACAGUUCUCAAGUGACUUAACUGUUGAGGCUGCAGGGGGGAAACCAAUCCAAGACAGCCUGAUGUACAGCGGGAGUUCUCUGGUGACUUCAGCAGGCUUGGAAAGCCAGGGAAGGACACCAUCUCCUUCACCCCCAUACAGCAGUUCUCCUAGCCCGUCCAGCCGGCCAGGUCAGUUUUCUAGCAGCAAGUACGGACACUCCGUGCCCAUUCCGGUCCCAACGCAAAUUCAUAACUACCGGCGGAUUGAGCAGAACCUGCAGUCUCCCAAUCAAUACGCCUCUCCGCGGUCUGGUACGGUCCGGAGGUCUAGCAGUACAAGUCCUCUUGGUUUUCCGAAAACUGGUGCUUCCCCUCCUUAUCCUGGAGAGCAUGGACCUGUGCCCAGCUCUAGAAAGCUCUCCUUUGGUGGUGCCAAGCCGUUUAUGCCAUCACCGCAAGUCGGAACAAUCCCAGAGCAGCCCAGCCAGACUGUUAUCCCCUCUUCUCUUGGAGCAGAAGUGAGAAGCCGGGUCCCUGUUGCCGGUUCCUCGGCCGAACACUCUCCUCGAGGGAUGGGCUCCCGGCUCCACAGCGCUCCCAACCUGUCGGAUUUGCAUUCAAUAACCAAGCAGCACUCUGAUCCUCUCGUUGCUCACUUCGGUCAUAGCCCAGUCAGCCAGCCUCUGCAGAUUCAUGGCUUGCAGCACUGCCGGCAGCUCAGAUCCUCACCAAAGCUGUCUGAAUUCAUGCAGAGAAGCCCUUUGCCAACUAUAAUGGGCUCCCCCACAAAGGCUGUGUCCCCGUUUGAGUUUCCCAAAACCCCAAGUUCCCAGAAUCUCCUCACCCUCUUGGCCCAUCAGGGGGUCAUGAUGGCUCCAACACGGAACAAGACCUUGCCAGAUCUGAAGGAGAUGGGUCAUUUCCACUGCCAGCAAACUGGCUUGGGAUUGAGGCCUGUGGAAGAGAUGAAGGGCAGAUCUCUGAGCACAGGCAGGCUCACUGACCUGCUUCUGAAGGCAGCCUUUGGGGCACAGAUCUCAGAAGCUGGCAGCAAUGACAGCCUGAACAACGAGAAGCCAAUGGAAAUUGCAGCUCCCUCAGGUGCUUACGGAGGGACCCUGCACUCUGGUGCCCGGGCUGGGGGCUCUGCCAGCCCAUCCCCAGUGAUUUUUACUGUCGGAUCCCCUCCCAGUGGAACAACCCCCCCACAGACCACGAGGACCAGGAUGUUUUCAGUGGGGUCUUCCAGCUCUCUCAGUUCUGGAGGCUCAUUCACCGGCAGGCACUUGGCAGUGGGAACUGGCGGGGAUGCUGUGGAAGGCCCCUCAAAUCUCCGGUACGCUUUUGCUGAUCCCAUCACAGCCAACCUGGAAGGUGCUGUUACGUUUGAGGCACCAGAGUUGCCCGAAGAGACGCUCAUGGAGCAAGAGCACACCGACAUCCUGCGCAGCCUCCGCUUCACACUGGCCUUUGUCCACUACGUGAUGGAAAUUGCCGCCCUGAAGGGCAGCUCCGGCGAGAUGAGCAGUUCAGUGACAUCGGAGUACCAGCUCCAGGAGAGCGUGGUGGCCGACCAGAUCAGCCUCCUCAGCCGGGAGUGGAGCUAUGCAGAGCAGCUCGUGCUGUAUCUGAAAGUAGCGGAGCUUCUGUCCUCGGGGCUGCAGAUGGCCAUAGAGCAGAUCAAAGCUGGCAAGCUGUGCCUCUCCUCCACCGUCAAGCAAGUUGUGAAGAAGCUGAAUGAACUUUAUAAAUCCAGUGUAUCAUCCUGCCACUGCCUCAACAUGAGACUCCAGAGGUUCUUCUUGGACAAACAGAAACUCAUGGAUCGGAUCAACAGCAUCACCGCAGAGAAGCUCAUCUUCAGCUAUGCUGUGCAAAUGGUGCAGUCUGCAGCCCUGGAUGAGAUGUUCCACCACAGAGAGGACUGCGCCCAGAGGUACCACAAGGCUCUGCUGCUGAUGGAGGGGCUCCUGAACAUCAUCACUGAACAGGGGGACAUAGAAAACAUCAAUAAAUGUAAACUGUGCAUCGAGCGCAGGCUGUCAGCUCUGCUGUCGGGGUUCUGCGCCUGAUUUCAGUGUUGUUCUUCGCGCACCUCGCCCCAGCUGAUCACUUUGUUUCCAACGGCCUGCUGCUGUGGUGGGAAACGAUUUUGGCGGCAGGAGACCUGGAGGAUGAACUGCUCGAUUUUUUUGUAUUUUGACCGUUUGGGAAGUUGUUCCACAGACUCGGAUUCCUCCGCGGGGAUGUGUGACUGCAGCAAGCACAAAUACUUCCCUGCCCAAAUGCUUGGGCACGUAGCUGAUGUGGAAAGGUUUCCCUCGUUGGCGGAGGGGAUGAAGGAUAGAAGUUUGCUUCUUCCCAGCACUUUGAAGGAUAAGACUGCUGCCUAUCCCUCUUGCUUAAGAACAGGGUAUUCCAGUGCUGUGUCCAUUGCAGGCAAUGGAUGUGCGGAAACUGCUGGCUUCAGUUCACGUUGGAGGGCGUCAUUCAGAAAUCACGGCCAGUUUGUGUACUUUUCCCUACCCAGCUGAGAGCCAGGCAUCUUCAAGCUUCCUGGCACCCCG
This is a messenger RNA of Nipponia nippon (crested ibis), 3573 nucleotides long. The record is from RefSeq and is a predicted model, not a curated record. Lineage: Eukaryota; Metazoa; Chordata; Aves; Pelecaniformes; Threskiornithidae.